This is a messenger RNA of Encephalitozoon romaleae SJ-2008, 765 nucleotides long. Its product is annotated as origin recognition complex subunit 2. The record is from RefSeq and is a predicted model, not a curated record. Lineage: Eukaryota; Fungi; Microsporidia; Unikaryonidae. The transcript has a single exon. Gene Ontology annotation, biological process: DNA replication. The coding region runs from base 1 to 765 and encodes 254 amino acids. Gene Ontology annotation, molecular function: DNA replication origin binding. Gene Ontology annotation, cellular component: nuclear origin of replication recognition complex; nucleus.
AUGAGCCAGAAUUUGACCGAUUUCCAUUUGAAUUGCAAAAAGGAAUACAAUGUGCUUACAAGGUCGUUCAACAUCUUGUUCUACGGAUAUGGCUCUAAGAAGCCUUUGCUGAAAAAGAUGUUUCCAACUGCAAUCUACCUUAACUGCAGGACCAUGGGCCGGCAUGAGAUUCUUGCAGAAAUCGUGGACACUGUAAGACGUAGGUCUAGGUUGGAGACCCAGCGAGUCUCCAAGACAUCAACAAUAAAGGAUAUAGAUGAGGCCAUAGGAACCAGAAAGGAGAAGUACAAGCUUAUCAUGGCAAACUUUGACUUCAGCAUGCUAGAAUUCUCAGGACUGAAGAACUUUGCCAUCCUGGGAACCAUUGAGGGAGUCGACAUAAGAUUUAGUCUUGAAGACAUUGAAAGAUUCAACUUUAUUUUCCGAGACCUCACCACUUUCGAUCCAUACGAAGAGGAGAUAAUAGGUAUCCAUCUUGGAGCAACAAAAGUAGAGGCAUCGUCCAGAGUUGUCAGCAGUGUUCCAAGAAAUUCCAGGGUUGUGUUGAAGGAAAUCCUGCUGUGUAAUGAAGACACGGUGAGUCUUAGCGAGCUGUUUGAAAGAACAAAAAGGAAGCUAUUUCUCACAUCAAAGGCUUCUGUUCUUUCGAUGAUCAGUGAGUUUAUUGAUCAUGGGCUUCUGAAGAUUAAAAACGGUACAGAGGUUGUUGUCUGCAUGUCACCCACAGAAAAAAAAGAAAUAGCAAAGGAACUAGACUGUCUGUAA